AUGUCCCUGGUGCAUCAUGCUGCGCGCUCAGCUUUGCUCGGGGCCUUUGUGCUGGUUUGGUUCGGCCCUCCUCCCGGAUGGGCAGCUCUUACUUUGCGCUCUAUGAGGUGGAACGAGGAGUUUCAGUUUCUCAUCUUCACAGACCGGCCUUUGUCAGACUGGAGGGGCGGCGAGGUGGCAUCAAACGUGGAGUUUCGGCGCCUCAAUUCCUCCGCGUUUUCACAACUUGCGGCAAGGAGGACUGCCGUGGAAGCAAGGCUGCAGCAUGCAUACAAGCUCGUUGACUGGAAGAUGGCGUACGGAGAGAUCUUUCAAACUUGGCUGCGGCAAUUUGACUUCUGGGGCUGGGCGGACUUCGACAUGAUCUUCGGCCGCUUGGCUUCCUUUGGCCUUAAUGCCUCCGCACUGGCACAGCGGGACGUCGCCGGGGAGUUUGGGUGGCCUGUGCAAGGGCCGCUGACGUUGCUGCGCAAUCGGCCAGAGGUGAACCGGCUGUGGAGGGAGCUGCCCGAUGUUGCAGAAAGGCUCAAAGAACGUAACACCCAGUUCCUCGAUGAGUGGGCGUUCGGACACCUGCUGUGGAAAUCAGGGUUGGAGCGCCUUCCACGAUUUUUCCCAACACAGCUCUCUGCAUCACCUCGCCACAGAGAUGGCGACAUCCUUUGGUCUGAAGGCCGGCUUUGGCAUCUACCUUCAUGCGGCGAGGCGGGCUACUUGCACUUCUCACGCUGGAAGGCUGCCUUCGGCGAGGUGCGCAUGCUGCCUGGCCAGGCGGUGCAGCUUGGCCCCAAUGGUGCCACGGAGCCCUCUGCAACUGCGCGGGCACGCUUGGAGCACUGCCGGCGCGCAGAGGCUGCUGGUGCUCGCUUCGCGUGGGACUGGGACAAGAACACCCCAGACAUGUGCACCUGCAUCUCUUUGCGCAAGCCAUGUCAGGGUGCGCAGGACGCCGUGCUGUCUGCUCUUCCGGCCUGGCUAGGGGCCUAUGGCAAGAUUUGCGAAGGGACCGGAAGGGAUGGUGGCUUUGAUGUGCCAUGGCUAUUGAUUAUACGACCAGCAGUUGGCUGUCUUCUUCUCGUGGUCAGAGCGUUUGCUCGAGAUGGAGGUCUCGCACAGUACUUUUCCGAGGUCAUCAAGGAACAUGAGCUCCGAAGACGUUGCCAAGGCAGCAAGUUCAAGACACUCCGUGGUGAUGUGUGGGCUUCCGAGGUGUGGGAAAACGUCGGCAGCUCGGUCUCGCUGAAACGGUUGGAGACGUUCACCAUCGUGCACAACAGCCUGCUGCGUUUGAAGUUGGUGGACUUCCCUGGCACCCUGCUGCUUGACGACUCGCUCAGUCUUCACCCCUUAGAUGCCUCCGUGUUCAGUGGACCGUGUGCCGUGGUACUCGUCAUCGACGCUCAGCAGGAAGAGGCAUAUACCACGAGCGUGACCAGAGCAAGGCGAGUAAUAGAGUUCGCGUGCAAGCUGAAUCCAGAUGUCACCUUCGACGUGUUGCUGCACAAGGUGGACGGUGCCAAAUUCUACACCGACGGCAGAAAGGAAGAGUGCAAGAAAGCCGUGGAAGACAAGCUCACAGAAGAGAUGACAGACAAGGAAAAAGCCAACAUCUCCUUCCACUGCACCAGCAUCUACGACCACACUGUCUUCGAGGCUUUUAGCCAAGUGGUGCAGAAGCUGAUACCAGAAAGACCCACGCUGGAGAAGUGCUUGGAAGCGGUGAGCCAGAACACGCGAAUGGAGAAGGUCUACCUUUUUGACGUUGUUUCGAAGCUCUACUUGGCCGCCGACAAGAGCAAUUCGGAGCUGUCCUGGUACGAACUUUGUGCUGACAUGGUGGACGUGGUGAUUGACAUCGCGUGCAUCUACGGCAACGGUCUCGAGGACAACAAGGAUGCUGGAUGCGAGUUCCAGCUGCACAACGGUGCUGUCCUAGUUCUGAAGGAGGUCGGCCACUGCUUGGCACUGGUCUGCGUGUUCAAAGGAGACGAUGCCUGCUUCGACCGCCAAGAGCUCUUGGAGCACAAUGUAGAGGUCUUCAAGGAGGCUUUGAACAAAGUAUGUCCGGUGCAUCUUCCAAAGCGGGGUUGGCGCUAA
Molecule: messenger RNA, 2097 nt
Organism: Symbiodinium natans
Lineage: Eukaryota; Dinophyceae; Suessiales; Symbiodiniaceae
Source: the annotation of a GenBank genome assembly